UACGCCCAAGAGUUAGACGCUACGUUCGCUAAAAGAGGAACAAGGAUAAAAAAAAAAACCAGGUUGGCUUUCACCUUGUCUGUCCUUUUCAAAUUCGUGCAUACGUUCUAUUACUUGUGUGUGUGUGUGUUCCAGCAUCACAGAGAAGUAAAGAGCUCUCGAAAAAAAAAAGGUAAAAGAGGAUAAAAAAAAAAGGGGACGACAUAAAAGGAGAUAAGAAAGAAAGAAAAAACAUGCCCGGAUUGAACGGUGCUGCCUAUCAGAUCGGUAAUUGGACCAACUUCAAGCCGGAACUGCCCGGCAUUCUCAAAGAGUACGCCAAAGCCGCCAUCCGCACGGAUCCUCGCGAUCUCCUUCAAUGGUCGAGGGAUUACUUCCGGGCUCUGUCCCGCGGGUCCGCGCCGCUAGAUAAGGAUCGCUGGGAGGAGGUAACGUCCCUCGACAAUCAUUCGGGAAUCACCGUCGGUCUGCUCAGACUCCUUCACAAGCAAUUGAGUGGCGGUCGUGGCGGUCAACCGUCGGACGAUGUCAAUUUAGGUGACAUUAUCCAACUUUGGACAACGUUGGGUUUGGAACGUCAACGCUUGGACGACUUGCUCGAGUUAGUUUCCAUAGCGACGCCGCCGCUCAACGACGGACAAGAUUUAGAAACCCAAGAAAACGCAGAGACCAGAGACAACAAUGACGGCCAACCGAACGGAGCCAAGCCGCCGCGCAACUACGACCCAGCUACCGUCGUCGACUGGAACAAACUCUUGGCGCUGGCAGCCGGACAACUUGGCGAUAGCCUGGGGGAAACUAUGGAAACGUUGUGCACGAUAUUGACAACGGACGACGAUGGCGGAUCUUCGCUGCCCGUCGACACUUUCAUCGAGAUGUACACUUAUCUGGCCAAUAUCGACGGCGAUAUCGGCCAAGAGGAAAUCGAAGCCGUCGUCGAAUACGCCGGUCGCGUCGCCCAACUUCAAGAUGGCACCGUCAACCGAUUCAACCUCAAAUCCGCCCUUUGUCCGACCCUACACUAAAGACAAAAACUUUUUCUCCCGCCAAAAUCCAAUUAACUAAGCACGGCAACGUCGCAACAAGAAAUUUGCCCCGACUUCAAUUCGGCAAACGGAUCAAUCGAUAAAACACAAUCAAUUAUUGUA
Daphnia carinata is the source of this 1148-nucleotide messenger RNA. Its product is annotated as ropporin-1-like protein. The transcript is spliced from 4 exons. Lineage: Eukaryota; Metazoa; Arthropoda; Branchiopoda; Diplostraca; Daphniidae. The coding region runs from base 234 to 1025 and encodes 263 amino acids. The record is from RefSeq and is a predicted model, not a curated record.